Messenger RNA from Lycium barbarum (goji berry), 3204 nucleotides. Its product is annotated as bifunctional dethiobiotin synthetase/7,8-diamino-pelargonic acid aminotransferase, mitochondrial. Gene Ontology annotation, cellular component: mitochondrion. The coding region runs from base 63 to 2864 and encodes 933 amino acids. Gene Ontology annotation, biological process: biotin biosynthetic process. The transcript is spliced from 15 exons. Gene Ontology annotation, molecular function: dethiobiotin synthase activity; pyridoxal phosphate binding; S-adenosyl-L-methionine:8-amino-7-oxononanoate transaminase activity. The record is from RefSeq and is a predicted model, not a curated record. NCBI's taxonomy places the organism in Eukaryota, Viridiplantae, Streptophyta, Magnoliopsida, Solanales, Solanaceae.
UUCACUUCACUCUCACUCUCACACUGUCCACACAAUCUUUUACUAGGGUUCCACUUGCAACCAUGUCACCACCACCACCCACCACCCUCUUCACCACCCUCCUCCGCCAGCCCCACCACCAUCUCCAUCGCUUUCUCUCAACACAACCAUCCAUUGCAUACCCAUUAACUCACCCAAUAUACACUAUAUGGGGUUCCAACACUUCCUUAGGUAAAACCUUAGUUUCUACUGGCCUUUCCACUUCUUUUCUCUCUUCAAGAAACCGUAAAUUCAUCUACUUAAAGCCUCUUCAAACUGGUUUCCCUCAUGACUCUGAUUCUAAAUUUGUUUAUAGUAAAUUCUCUCAAUUUUUCGCCCGAAAUCGACCUCAAUUCUCCGUUUUCGCAUCGAAUCAUGUGAUUAAAUCGUCUGUUUCGGCCAAAGAUGCUGUUUUGAGAAGUGGGGUUGAAGCAGAAAGGGGAAAAAAUCUGAAUUUGGAGAGUAGAUUGCAAAGGAGUGAAAAAAAUCGACCUGUUUUUGCCUCGAAUAAUGUGCUCAGAUCGUCGGUUUUGGGUAAAGAUGGAGUUUUGAGAGGUGGGGUUGAAGUAGAAAGGGAAAAGAAUGUGAAUUUGGAGAGUACAUUGCGAGGGACUGAAAAUAAUCGACCUGUUUUUGCAUCGAAUAACGUGCUGAAAUCAUCGGUUUUGGGUAAAGAUGGAGUUUUGAGAGGUGGGGUUGAAGUAGAAAGGGAUGGGGUUGUGAAUUUGGGGUUGUAUGAGGAGAGUAGAUUGCAAGGGACUGAGAAUUGGGAAACGAAGGGUUUUUCGAAGUUAGUUUGUAAGACGAUGUAUGGGUGGAAAGAGGCGUUAUCGCCACAUUUAGUGGCGGUGAGGGAAAAUGCUAGAGUUGAGGAUGGUGAGUUGUUGGGGAUGUUGAAGGGUUGCUUAGGAGGGAUUGAUGAAUCGGAAAGUGAAAAAGGUGAAGUCUUGUGUGUGAUCGAGACUGCUGGUGGUGUUGCUAGUCCAGGACCAUCUGGUUCACUUCAAUGCGACUUGUAUAGACCUUUCCGCUUCCCAGCUAUUCUUGUUGGUGAUGGAAGGCUAGGGGGUAUUUCAGGAACUAUUUCAGCCUAUGAAAGUUUAAAACUUCGAGGUUAUGAUGUUGUUGCUGUAGUACUUGAAGACCAUGGCCUAGUUAAUGAGGGUCCUUUAUCAUCUUACUUACCGGAAAGGGUCCCUGUGCUUGUUCUUCCACCCGUACCAAAGGAGAUGUCAAAUAACCUGAUGGAGUGGUUCCAGGAAGCGCUAGCUACUUUUCGUUCUCUUGAAGAAACAAUGCAGUCAGCUUUUCUGGAGAGAACAUCUAGAUUACGCGACAUGCCAAGGAAGGCACAUGAUAUUUUCUGGUGGCCCUUUACUCAACACAAACUUGUACCCGAACAAAAUGUGACAGUAAUAGAUUCACGGUGUGGAGAGAACUUUGCUGUGCACAAGGUUAAUAAUAAUGUUGAUUUAAUCACUCAACAAUUUGAUGCUUGUGCAAGUUGGUGGACGCAGGGACCUGAUGCUACUUUACAGAUUGAGCUUGCAAGAGAUGUGGGUUAUGCUACUGCUAGAUAUGGGCAUGUAAUGUUUCCUGAAAAUGUUUAUGAGCCGGCUUUGGAGUGUGCUGAACUUUUGAUUGAUGGCGUGGGAAAAGGGUGGGCUUCGAGAGUGUACUUUUCAGAUAAUGGCUCUACUGCUAUUGAAAUUGCUCUGAAAAUGGCACUACGGAAGUUCUUGUUUGAUCACAAGAUUGUCUCUGAUGAUUUGGUGGCUGAGAAUGAUGAAAGUCGUGUUGAUUUAAAGGUUUUAGCCCUCAGAGGAUCUUACCAUGGUGACACUUUGGGUGCUAUGGAAGCACAAGCACCAUCACCUUAUACUGGUUUUUACCAGCAACCAUGGUAUAAGGGAAGAGGUCAUUUUUUAGAUCCGCCAACAGUUGCCAUGUGUGAUGGUGUUUUGAAACUUAGCCUUCCUCCGGAGAUUGAAUCUCAAAAUCCCAGUGUUGAAGAUUUGACUUUCAGUUUGCGAGAGAACAUAUUCAAGGAAAGCCGUGACACUUCAAAGCUUGCUGAUAUUUAUCAGUCGCAUAUACGGCAAGCAUUACAGCUAAUUAUGGACUCAAGCGGAUCUACUCAGACUGGAGCAUUGAUUAUAGAACCAGUGAUACAAGGUGCUGGAGGAAUGGAAAUGGUUGACCCACUAUUUCAGAGAGUACUUGUUAAAGAAUGCCGAAAUAAAAAAAUUCCUGUUAUUUUCGAUGAAGUUUUUACGGGAUUCUGGCGUCUGGGAGCAGAGUCUGCUACAGAGUUUAUCCGCUGUAAGCCAGAUAUAGCCUGCUUUGCCAAGUUGAUGACUGGUGGCAUUGUGCCCUUGGCUGUCACUUUAGCAUCAGAAGCUGUAUUUGAAGCAUUUGUUGGAGAUUCAAAGCUCCAGGCGCUCUUGCACGGUCACUCUUACACUGCACAUGCACUGGGUUGUGCAGCUGCUGUAAAGUCAAUCAAAUGGUUUAAGGACUCCAAAACAAAUCAUAAUCUGAUAUCUGAAGCUAUGCUGCUCAGGGAGCUGUGGGAUUCAGACUUGGUGAGACAAAUUUCUUUACUUCCAGCAGUGCAUAGAGUGGUUGUGUUGGGGACUCUAUGUGCAUUGGAACUUCGAGCUGAAGGCUCUAAUGCUGGGUAUGCUUCUCUAUAUGCUAGAUCUCUCAUUCAGAAGCUACGUGAAGAUGGAAUCUAUAUGAGGCCUCUUGGUAAUGUCAUUUAUCUCAUGUGUGGGCCAUGCACAUCUCCUGAGAGUUGCAGCAACAUACUAAACAAGGUGUAUACAAGACUUGAGGAGCUCUAAACCACUGAUACUUGUGUCAAGCUCAAGAAUACAAAUUGUUAUUGGACAGAACAGACAGGGGUUCUAUUUGUUGAAGGUGAUUUCAAGAAUCGAGCUUGGUGUCUUAGUUUUGUAGUUAUUUUGCAGGGACUAGAAUUAUGAUGAGACUUCUCUACAUAGCUGAAACAGUUACUUUCACCAACUUUUGCCUUCAAGCAUUUAGGUUUUGUGUGCUCAAAUUUGAAUCUUUUCAUUGCAUUGGGUUUCUUUCAGUUCCCAUUAUCAACAUCAUGAGGUUGUGCUGUAUUUUGUUGUAAUCAUCCAUUGCCAAUAUAAUAAACUUGCUAUUAGUGUUGGUAGA